AUGGUCGUCGUCCCGAGCCGCCCACGACUACCCGGCAGAGCCGUCUCGGAUGUGCACCCACUUGUCAACGCCGAAGCUGUCGAGGACUCUUCGGAUCGAGACCUUGGAAGAGGUACCAAGCUUGCCAUUGGCGGAGGCAAGGUGACCUCUGGUGCCAAGCUGGCUCUCGGCGGCAGGUUGCCCAUGUCGCCCUUUUUGCCACUGCCUCCCGCACCCCCAGCAGAGGACCUCAAGCGACAGGCCAACGACGAGCAGUUGACGCCAAAAGGUCGCAAGGACGGCGGAGACGUUCACUUGAACAUUCACCUCGGCUUGCCCGCGGACUCGCACGCCUAUCGACGCGCCUCGAGCAACGGCACCGAGCAGCAGCAAACGCACGCCAGCCGCAAGGCAAGGCAAGAGCACAUUGCCAACUCCGCCCACAUGAUCCGGAGCUACUCGAUGCCCGUCGCCACCCAACGGGAAUUUGACGUACAGCGCCAGCGACAGUGGCAAGGUCGCGGCAACUUUGUUGCCCAGCACCAGUGGGCCGCCGGGUGGCCUGCUGCGGCUUCGCUGGCCGAGUCCAACAGCAUGGAACGUAGCUGCACCUCAGCCCCUUCGAUGCAACAGUCGAGCAUCCGGCAGCAGCGACAAGCUCACGGUGGCAGCCCUCGCGUGCAGCCUCGGUCUCCUCGGGCUCCUCUCAGCAGCCUCGAUCUCAACCCCCCGUCAUCGCCCUCGCGCUCUUCCUCGUCUUCUUCGAUGCGAUUCUCUGACGAUGACGAGCUCGACUACUUUUCGCAGAGGGACCGCGAGUCGAGUAUCUCAGACGAAGCCGAGGCGCUCACGCCCAGGGCUCUCACGCCGGAGCAGCCUUCGGUCACCGACGGCAAGACUUCCAACCGCAUUUCGAUCACCGAAGUGGAAGAGAUCAGCUUCGACAUUCACCCCAGUCACCUCCAGCCUCCCGCACCUUUUGCCCUUUGA
Messenger RNA from Acaromyces ingoldii, 969 nucleotides. RefSeq lists its product as hypothetical. The coding region runs from base 1 to 969 and encodes 322 amino acids. The transcript has a single exon. Lineage: Eukaryota; Fungi; Basidiomycota; Exobasidiomycetes; Exobasidiales; Cryptobasidiaceae. The record is from RefSeq and is a predicted model, not a curated record.